Molecule: messenger RNA, 2397 nt
Organism: Carassius auratus (goldfish)
Lineage: Eukaryota; Metazoa; Chordata; Actinopteri; Cypriniformes; Cyprinidae
Product: GTP cyclohydrolase 1-like
Exons: 6
Coding region: 162-917 (251 amino acids)
Biological process (GO): tetrahydrobiopterin biosynthetic process; tetrahydrofolate biosynthetic process
Cellular component (GO): cytoplasm
Molecular function (GO): GTP binding; GTP cyclohydrolase I activity; zinc ion binding
Source: RefSeq, a predicted model, not a curated record
CCCCUGAGUGUCCCUGCUGGAUCGCCGAGUUGAGUUUGACAAGAGAGUUAUCACUGUUGAACUUCACACAAGUUUGUCUGUUACUCCUUAAACCAUUUUGAAAACAGGUAGUAGCACUAAAACCGACUUUGAGGAACCCAAGCUGUCACUUUAAGGCAAUCAUGGAGCGCUCCAAACAGAAACAAAUGAGUCAAAAUGAAAAUGAAACAGAUGCCGCGAUCAAUGGGCACUUUGACGGACGGGCGAAAGUUCCCGGAUGGAGCGCCGGUGGUGCCGCUGGGACCCCGAGCACCGUGCCGUCCUCCAGCGUGAUGGAGAGCUGGCGUGAAGAACGCACUCGCAGUCUGGAAGACAAUGAGAUGAGCCUGCCGAGCAUCGCCGCGGCGUACACCACGAUCCUCAGGGGGCUCGGGGAAGAUCCGCAGCGGCAGGGGCUCCUCAAAACUCCGUGGAGAGCCGCCACCGCCAUGCAGUUCUUCACCAAGGGUUAUCAGGAAAAAAUCAUCGAUGUCCUGAAUGACGCAAUCUUUGAUGAAGACCAUGACGAGAUGGUGAUCGUGAAGGAUAUUGACAUGUUUUCCAUGUGUGAACACCAUUUAGUUCCCAUUUUUGGCCGGGUGCACAUAGGUUACCUUCCAAACAAGAGGGUUCUUGGUCUGAGUAAACUAGCAAGGAUUGUUGAGAUAUAUAGCAGGAGAUUGCAAGUUCAGGAGCGUCUAACCAAACAGAUUGCAGUCGCCAUCACUGAAGCGUUACAGCCUGCUGGGGUCGGGGUGGUCAUCGAAGCAACUCACAUGUGUAUGGUUAUGCGAGGCGUCCAGAAGAUGAACAGCAAGACUGUGACCAGCACCAUGCUUGGUGUUUUCCGUGAGGACCCCAAGACACGAGACGAGUUCCUGAGCCUGAUCCGGAGCUGAGGGUCCGUGUUCACUCUCCACUGCCAAAACACUCUAACCAGCCCUCUUCUCAAACGCCUCCCUGGAUCUACGGAUCCUUCAUCUCUGGUUCUGCCUCCGGACGAGGCCCUGCUGCUGUGUAACAUAGUGUCCCAUCGGUAACACCUUCUCGUCUGUGUCUCGUGUGUGGAUGUGUGUGUUUUGUGCACGUUUUAGUCAGUAGAGCUGUGGGAGCCUCUAUUGACGGGACUGUGGCUAUUACUGUUAAAUGGAAGCAUUGUGUUUUGAAGGACGUCUUAGAUUAACACAAUUUCACCUCUUUAAACUGACAAGAACCAAACCCACCGAAAUCUGUUUAGAUCUCUUUCCGGCUGUGUCACAUUCAUUCUCUAUUCAACGCAAUUGAGUUGCUUGAAAUACGCAAACAAAGUGGUUUUAUUUUCACGCUCCUGAACAGGGAGGUGCAUGUCAUUCUGAAUAUUUGAAUAAUUACAUAAAAGUACUGUUGAGGAACAAUGGUACGGUAACGGUAAUGAAUAGAACCACUAAAUAAUUACAAAUAUUCUUACACCUUGAUAUUUACAUUGUACUUCAAAGAUUGUUAUGGUAUUAUAAUGGUACAUAUCCAAAAACCUAGUAUUGCAAAAAAAGCACCACUUUUUAUAAGUGAAUAAAUCCAGACUGGUUUUAUUGUUGUUUUACUAUGUGCUGAAAAUGUAUUAUGGCUACGCUGUCUCAUAAUGUAAUAUUUAAUAUAAUGUAUGCGUCCUGUGUGCAUCAGUCAGUAAUUGUGCCCAGACCCAAAGUAUCAUCUGCUCUUGAAAGGAUGGUUCAUCCGGAAAUGAAACUCACCCUCAUGUUAUCCACACACGUUUUGCCUUAAACGUGACAUAUGAAAUGUUAGUCUGAAAAAAAAAAUGAUGUUUUUCUAAUGGAACGGUUUAUUGAAGCAUACUUUUAAGGUUACAUGUUUGUGUUUUUUGUUGAGUAUUAUGUUUGAUACAUCAAGUUUUUAUGGCUCAUAUAGUAGAAUAUAGGAAAAUGUCAUAAAAAAUAAAAAUAAAAACCUAAAUUUUAUUCAGAGGUCCAAAUUUUAUGAAAAUAUUCACUUUUGCUGUUAAUAUAAACACCGUUUUUGCAUUAUUACAUGAUUUUUAAGCAAACUACCCUCACAAAUUCACAUUAUUGUAAUGUUAAAAAUAAAUGUUUUACCAAUUUUUAUCAUGGUGAUUUUAUGGAGUUUAUAUUCAAGGAGGCAAAAUACAUCAGAAGUCGAGACUGAGUGAAAAUAUGCAGUUUGGUAUUUAAAUGAUUAUUUUACUAUCAAAGCUCUGUAGUUUUGAAACAUAUAAUGCAAUGCAAUUCAACUAUGAUAAAGAGACGUAUAAAUAAAUGUAGCUGAAAUCCUGAUGUAUUUUAAUCAAGUUUUAAUAUGAUUUUUUCAUAUUUCAUAAAAUGUUUUAACUUGUAUGGAUAAUGGAUUAAACUUAAGUUGCUUCAA